UGUUUUGAUUCCACACGUGUUGUAGAAAAACAGACGGCUGAUGUGAUGUACAGAUAGCUUGGGCUGCUUCAGGGAGUUGUACGUCAGGAGAGUGAAGACCAUUGCUAUGGCAGAUACGUCAGAGUUAACAGAAAUUUUGGCACAACUGAAACUAACAAGACAGUCUGAAUUAUCUCAAAAAGACAUCUAUGUACUAGAUCUUGCUGUACAACACAGUGAUUCAACAGAAAAACUUCUGGCUGCUACCAGUAGUAACCAUACAGUACGACUAUUUAACUUUGGCACUGGUACAUUAAAGGGUACACAACAUGUCACAGCCCAUACAGAUGUGAUAUCAGGAAUACAGUUUGGGAAAGCAGAGCACCAUCUCCUUUAUACCUCAUCCUUUGAUAGGACAAUCAAAUGCUGGGACACUAGGACCAAUAUGAAGAAUCCAAUACAGACAUUUGAAGGUUACGAUGAAACAAACAAUAUUUUCACGAGUUUUGAUGUCAACUCUAAUGAUCGUGUUGUGUGUGCAGGCACAGAGCCUAAGAAUAAACAUUCUGACACUCACAUCAUCUUUUGGGACAGAAGGCAAGGUAGUCUGAUGGGGGCCUACAACGAGUCUCACCAGGACGAUAUCACACAGGUCUGUUUUCACCCUGAGAAUCCUGAUUGUUUAGCCACAGGUUCUACAGAUGGUCUGGUGUGUGUGUUUGACCUUGGUCAGACAACAGAGGAUGAUGCCAUCAAACUGACCCUCAACUCUGAGUCCUCUGUGGCAAAAAUUGGUUGGUGCGGGGAACAGAAAAAGGACUUGUACUGUCUAACACACAUUGAUACAUUGAAUGUCUGGGACACACAGAAGGAGGGUGAGGAUGUGUUGGAGCUUAAGGAUUUGAAGGAAGUUUUAAAGGGAGACGACUCAAUCGACUACCUUGUUGAUUGCUUUGAUGUCAACAACCGACUUCUGCUGACAACCGGUACACACAGUGGUGACAUCAGGCUUCUGGAUGUGUCUGGUGAUGGUCCAUCUGUGGUGACAACAUUGGCAAAGGGACAUAACUCUACUGUUCGGGUCUCAUACUGGGACAGCAAGACAUGCAGUUUGGUGACUGGGGGAGAGGACUCUUAUCUGUGUCUAUGGUCCAAGGAUGGCCAACUCCAGACACCCUAUGGAACAGUUAGUGUGGCAGAAAGUCAGCACACUCCUUCUCAUGGAAAGGUCAAGUCAAAGAUGAAGAAAGCCUCACAAAAAAAGUCCAAGCCUUAUUAAUUUUACACAUCAUUAUAAAGACUUUCAUAAAAAAAUUUUGUAAAAUUUGUUUUUCAUUUACUAUUAUUUGAACCAGUUCUGUUAAUGCAAUCUGUACAAAGUUUGCUCAUAAAGAGGAAAUAAUCAAAGUUUUAACUGUCAAAGAUGAAAUACACAGAAAGUUUUAUCCACUAAGAUUAAAUACUGUAUAUAGGGAAA
Ylistrum balloti is the source of this 1456-nucleotide messenger RNA. Its product is annotated as WD repeat-containing protein 89-like. Bases 107 to 1258 code for a protein of 383 amino acids. The record is from RefSeq and is a predicted model, not a curated record. The transcript has 14 exons. NCBI's taxonomy places the organism in Eukaryota, Metazoa, Mollusca, Bivalvia, Pectinida, Pectinidae. Gene Ontology annotation, molecular function: protein binding.